Messenger RNA from Triticum turgidum subsp. durum (durum wheat), 3870 nucleotides. NCBI's taxonomy places the organism in Eukaryota, Viridiplantae, Streptophyta, Magnoliopsida, Poales, Poaceae. The record is from the annotation of a GenBank genome assembly.
AUGGCAAAUACAAUAUACUUGGGUCUAGCUGUCUCGUACGUUAUUAAUGAGAAAAACAAAACCGUUUCACAAAAAUCAAGUAGAAAAGAGAAGGGAAGGGAAGCAGAAGACCGGGUACUUGCAACAGACCAAACAAAAGGACCCAAGAAAAAGGCCAGCACUCGGGAAGGAGAGAGGUUGGGAGGGAGGGAGAUCUGCGGGGCGACGCUUUGCGGUUUUCCGGCGGCAAGGCGUGCUCCGAAUGGCGUGGCAGAGCAAGAACCAAGGAGUGGUGGCAUCAGGGGUGAGGUGAAGCCAAGGAUCAUAGAUGUGCCGAAUGGAGUGGUGGGGGAGCAUGUGGCGGCUGGCUGGCCGAGGUGGCUCACGGAGGUGGCAACAGAGGCGGUCCGUGGGUGGCAGCCUCGCAAGGCAGAGUCCUUCGAGAAGUUGGACAAGAUAGGGCAAGGUACCUACAGCAGCGUUUACAAAGCACGCGAUCUUGAGAAUGGAAAAAUUGUGGCACUUAAGAAAGUUAGAUUUGCCAAUAUGGAUCCUGAGAGUGUUCGAUUUAUGGCGAGGGAAAUUCACAUCUUAAGAAGACUUGAUAAUCCAAAUGUUAUUAAGCUCGAAGGUUUGGUGACAUCACGCAUGUCUAGUAGCUUGUAUCUCGUGUUCGAAUACAUGGAGCAUGAUCUUGCGGGGCUUGCUGCUACACCUGGCAUAAAAUUCACAGAGGCUCAGGUCAAGUGUUACAUGCACCAGCUACUGUCUGGACUUGGUCACUGUCAUAGUCGUGGUGUUUUGCAUCGGGAUAUAAAGGGUGCUAAUCUUCUGCUUGACAAUAAUGGUGCCCUCAAAAUAGCAGAUUUUGGUCUAGCUACAUUCUUUAAUCCGAACCAAAAGCAGAAUUUGACAAGUCGUGUUGUAACUUUAUGGUACCGGCCCCCGGAACUUUUGUUGGGUGCUACUAACUAUGGUGCCACGGUUGAUCUCUGGAGUGCUGGUUGCAUCCUUGCGGAAUUGCUGUCAGGGAAGCCUAUCAUGCCAGGACGAACUGAGGUGGAACAGUUGCACAAAAUAUUCAAGCUUUGUGGUUCACCAUCAGAGGAGUUCUGGGCUAAUUUGAAGUUAUCACGUGCUACCAUCUUCAAACCACAACAUCCGUAUCGUCGUUGUGUGAAUGAUGUAUAUAAGGACUUCCCUCCUUCAGCUUUGUCACUUCUGGACCGUUUACUUGCUGUAGAACCUGAUAAUAGGGGUACUGCGGCUUCUGCCCUUGAAAGUGAAUUCUUUACAACGAAGCCUUAUGCUUGUGAUCCAUCAAGUCUGCCAAAAUAUCCUCCAAGUAAGGAAUAUGACGCUAAGCUUCGAGAUGAAGAAGCUAGGAGGCAAAGAGCAGCUGCAGCCAAAGGACAUGAAUCUGAAACUGGACGCAGGAAGCAACUUGCAGCACAAAAUGGCACUAUCGGUUUACAGCAACGGCGAGUUCCGGUUAAUCCUAAAAGCAGUAGUAAUAAGUUUACUCCAAAGGAGGAUGGUGUUACUGGCUUUCCAAUGGAUCCUCUGGUAGUAGACAAUGGUCAUGCUCGCCGUGUUCCUUUGAUGAAUGCUGGUCGUUCAUCCUCCACUUUGGGUCGAUCAAGUGGCACAGAUCCAAACGGCCAGAGAUUCUACACCUCUCAGAUUGCUGCUGCUGAGAUGUCUAACCCAUCUACUGCAACUGGGCAGCGAGGCAAUACUGGUAAGCUGUCUAACCUUGGGGACAGCGCCAGGAAACAGUAUUUAAGAGAGCAUCGGUCGAGUUCAAGAUACAGUCAACUCGCUGCUGCCGACCAGUCUGACAAACCCAAAUGGUCGCAAUCGCAUCAAUUCCAAGAAAGACCGUCAUCUUCCCAUCGGAAGGAUGAAGUGGUGGCAGAUAAGGAGCCUACAGGGGUGAAUGGCACGAGGAAGAACCGAAUCCAGUACUCAGGACCAUUGAUGCCUCCUGGGGUAAACAUGGAAGAGAUCCUUAAAGAGCACGAGCGGCAAAUCCAGCAAGCCGUGCGAAGGGCUCGUCUGGACAAGGGAAAGGGCAAGCACGCCGAGAGAGACCAGUCAGAGUCGCUGCUGUACGCUGCCCAUAAUGGCAGGAUCGCCUCCUUGUACAUAGCCGUCGGCGACAUCCCGGCCGCGCGUUCUGCCGUCGAGCAGGCGGCUGGGAAGGCGCGAGCUUUCCCCUGGAACCUGCUCAUAUGGAGCUACGCCGGCGACAGGCUGUGGAAAGACGUGGUCAUGGCGUAUGACAGGAUGCUGGCGCUGGGCGUGGACGCCGACAGGUACACGUAUCCGUCUCUGCUGCGCGCUUGCGGCGAGCUCGGAGAGGUCACCAUUGGCCGCAAAAUUGACCACCGUAUUCGGAGGAGUAGAUAUGAUCUGGACAUGUAUGUCUGGAACGCUUUGGUCGGGAUGUAUGUCAAGUGCGGGGAGCUAGAGGAUGCGCGGAGGGUGUUUGAUGAAAUGUCUGUCAGGGAUGUUGUCAGCUGGAACACAAUGGUGUCUGGCUAUGCAUCGGCGGGGAUGUGGGCCGAGGCGUUUCAGCUGCUUCAGCGGGUUCCUGGGGAAAACAUUGUGACGUGGAAUGCAGUUGCAGCAGGGAAUUUGAAGGCAGGGAACUAUGAUGAAGUGAUCAGGUUGUUGUCUCAGACGAGGAAUCGCCACGGGCCAGGGGUGGACUCUGUGAGCGUGCUGAUUGGCCUCAAGGCGUGUGCUAAGAGUGGGUAUCUGAGGAUUGGCAGGGAGUUGCAUGGGGUGGCUGUUCGUCUAUACUUCGACAGGCUCGAGUGUGUGGUAAACUCGUUGAUAACAAUGUAUUCAAGAUGCAGGAUGAUGAGCUCUGCUGUACUUCUGUUUACAGUGUACUCAAUUCGGAGCAUCACAGCUUGGAAUUCAUUGUUAGCAGGAUUUGCAUUCAUGGACCAGGUUGAGGAAGCUUCUUUGCUCUUCAGAGAGAUGAUUGGCUCAGGUGUCUGUCCCAGUGAUGUUACUGUCUUGACAAUGCUCUCCGUUGUUGCUCGGUUUGGACACCUCUGUCAUGGAAGGGAGCUGCACUGCUACAUCCUUAGACAUGGAUUGGGUGGUUCUAAAUUAUUGCAAAACUCACUUGUCGACAUGUACUCAAAGUCUAGACACAUGAGAGCUUCACGGAUAGUAUUUGAUCAGAUGGAAUGUCGAGACAAGCAUGCCUACACUUCAUUGAUUUUGGGAUAUGGAAUGCAAAGAGAGGGCCAUCUAUCACUGAAGCUCUUUGAUGAAAUGAUCGCCAACAGUAUAGAGCCCGACCAUGUAACCAUGGUUGCUGUUCUUUCAGCAUGUAGCUACUCUGGACUGGUCACUCAAGGGCAGCUACUAUUUGCCAAUAUGUUUGCUGUGUUUGGUAUUGCACCAAGAGUGGAGCAUUUUUCUUGCAUGGUUGAUUUGUACAGCCGUGAAGGUUUGCUGAAGGUGUCCGAGGAGAUAAUUGACAAGAUGCCGUUCCAGCCAACUGCUGCAAUGUUAGCGACUCUUAUUGAGGCUUGCCUGACCCAUGGUAAUACAGAAAUUGGCAAACGAACUGCAAAGAAGCUGCUGGCAAUGAGGACAAACAAUCCUGGUCACUACAAAUUGAUCUCAAACACGUAUAUAUCAGCAAAAUGUUGGCCAGAGCUAGCUAAAGUUAGAUCAUUGAUGAGUAUGAUGGAUUUAACUAUGGUUCCAAGCCAUUCCUUGCUAGAAUCAGAAUAUGACAUAUGCCUAGUUGAGCAAGAUGAUGGCUUAAAUCAUGGUGCACAUUGUGACUUGUCUGACCGCAUAACGGAUACUGAUUCGUCUAGUAGUGAGGAAGUGAAAAGCAGCGAAGCUUUUGGUGGAUAA